UUCAACUAGGUCCGCUCUGUAUGUAUAUAAGCCUUCGUCUCGGCGCUGUGCGCGUUAGUACUCCAGCUGCUGUGCAAUAGGAGAAGAAGCGAUGUCAGGCCGAGGAAAAGGCGGAAAGGGGCUCGGGAAAGGCGGCGCUAAGCGUCAUCGCAAAGUUCUGCGCGAUAACAUCCAGGGCAUUACCAAGCCAGCUAUUCGACGCCUUGCGCGCCGCGGUGGCGUGAAGCGUAUCUCUGGUCUGAUCUAUGAAGAGACACGCGGUGUGCUUAAAGUGUUCCUAGAGAACGUCAUUCGUGAUGCUGUAACCUACACCGAGCAUGCCAAGCGCAAGACGGUUACCGCUAUGGACGUUGUGUACGCUUUGAAGCGCCAAGGCCGUACUCUGUAUGGUUUUGGUGGCUAAAUUAUUUCUGGACUUAAAAAAAUAACCCAAAGGCUCUUUUAAGGGCCGCCCACAUAUUCUCUAAAUGAGCAAAUUCCUGUCUUUGAAUUUGUAGGAAUUCUUUCCUUAUGUCUUUGUUGGACGGUAGGCUUUGAUCCUAUCAACGGAGUUCUGUGCGAAAGUCCAUUGGAAUGUGUUUAUUUUUAUUUUUUUAAACUUUUGAAAUAAAAAUGAAUUACAUGACAGAUUAAUAGAAAUUUGAAUUUGUAGUUGAAUAAAAUGUGUUACUUCUGCAAUUAGGCUAUUUGGCCUAUAUGUAUUUGUCUAAGAAUUAGUAAUUUUUUAUAUAGAUAUAUAUAGAUAUAGAUAGAUAUAUGAAAACAGGAAAAUUUAUUGUUAAAUUGACACCUAUAGACUAUUUCAAAUUGAAACUUAUUUUUAUAUUGAUUAGCCUAACUAAGGAUUUAUUCAUUCGAUGACUGUUUUCCAUUGUUUAAUACUACUCUGUCUUGAUUGAGGGGUUUGCAUUGCCUAAACAGUUAGUUGUCAUGUUUGAUUAGUGAAUAAAGUUUGAUGCAUGAAUAAAGAACAUUACAACCUAUCUAGACCUAAGAUUCCAGAAAGCGUUUUGGGUCUAGUUUAGUUGUGAUGUUAUUCCAUGAGGCUUCUGAUUUAAAA
Messenger RNA from Electrophorus electricus (electric eel), 1060 nucleotides. RefSeq names its product histone H4. NCBI's taxonomy places the organism in Eukaryota, Metazoa, Chordata, Actinopteri, Gymnotiformes, Gymnotidae. Gene Ontology annotation, molecular function: structural constituent of chromatin; protein heterodimerization activity; DNA binding. The record is from RefSeq and is a predicted model, not a curated record. Gene Ontology annotation, cellular component: nucleosome.